GGGAAAAGGAGAGUUUUCAUCAUAAAAGGAAUAUUACUCCAUGAGUCAGCAGAAAAGGAAAACUAGAGAAAGGAAAGCCGUGGUCCUCGCACCUGACAGCCCUUCAGAACAUGGGGCAGGUUUCCUUCCUGUCAGCGGCUUCCGAAUCUGUUCAAAGAGCUUUCCCAUCGAGGCGUAAUGAGAGAUUGGAAGGUGCUGCAGGGGUACCCCUGCUCAGGCGGAUGUUUCCAUUCCUGUCAUUUACUGUGGCUGGGCUGGAGCCCACCAGUCAUUACCGGAUGUUCGUGGACGUGGUCUUGGUGGACCAGCACCACUGGCGGUAUCAGAGCGGCAAGUGGGUGCAGUGUGGAAAGGCCGAGGGCAGCAUGCCAGGAAACCGCCUGUACGUCCACCCAGAUUCCCCCAACACUGGAGCCCACUGGAUGCGCCAGGAGGUUUCAUUCGGGAAACUCAAGCUCACGAACAACAAAGGGGCCUCCAACAAUGCCACUCAGAUGAUUGUGCUCCAGUCCCUCCAUAAGUACCAGCCCCGGCUGCACAUCGUGGAGGUGAACGAAGGAGAGCCCGAGGCGGCCUGCAGUGCCUCCAACACGCAUAUCUUUACUUUCCAAGAAACCCAGUUCAUCGCCGUGACGGCCUACCAGAAUGCCGAGAUCACUCAGCUGAAAAUUGAUAACAACCCCUUUGCCAAAGGAUUCCGGGAGAACUUUGAGUCCAUGUAUGCAUCUGUGGACACCAGUGUCCCCUCCCCGCCUGGACCCAACUGUCAAUUGCUCGGGGGAGACCACUACUCUUCGCUCCUACCCAACCAGUACCCCGUUCCCAGCCGUUUCUACCCCGACCUUCCUGGCCAGGCCAAGGAUGUGGUUCCCCAGCCUUACUGGUUGGGGGCCCCCCGGGACCACAGCUACGAGGCCGAGUUUCGAGCCGUCAGCAUGAAGCCGGCCUUCCUGCCCUCGGCCCCUGGGCCCACCAUGUCCUACUACAGAGGCCAGGAGGUCCUGGCACCCGGAGCUGGCUGGCCUGUGGCCCCCCAGUACCCUCCCAAGAUGGGCCCGGCCGGCUGGUUCCGCCCCAUGCGGACUCUGCCCAUGGACCCGGGCCCUGGUGCUUCCGAGGUGCGGGCGCUGGAGGACCAGGGCUCCACCUCGCUGUGGACGGACAUCGCCCUCGUCCGGCCGGAGUCCGGGGAUUCGGGACUGGGCGAAGGAGACUCUAAGAGGAGACGUGUGUCCCCCUAUCCUUCCAGUGGCGACAGCUCCUCCCCUGCUGGGGCCCCUUCUCCUUUUGAUAAGGAAACCGAGGGCCAGUUUUAUAACUAUUUUCCCAAUUGAGCAGAUGACUUGGUUGGAGGACGCCAACUAACGUAGACAACAGACUCAGGACUGAGCGGUCCCCAGCUCCCUCUGUUCCUUCUCCUUUUGUAGUUGGUGGGGAAAGGGGGGGGGGCAAAAGAAUUCUGGGGUUCACCGGCUGCUCCUUGGCCCAUGGUGAAACCUGGAAGGAGUGUUCCUUCCCCUUCCUGUGCCCUAACUACAGUCAUUUACCUGGUGCUGCUUCUGGCUGCGGGCUCCCAGCUGGAGAACAGAAAACAGAACAAGAAGG
Myotis brandtii (Brandt's bat) is the source of this 1605-nucleotide messenger RNA. It is a transcript of the gene TBX21, whose product is annotated as T-box 21. Gene Ontology annotation, cellular component: nucleus. Bases 111 to 1334 code for a protein of 407 amino acids. Gene Ontology annotation, biological process: lymphocyte migration; positive regulation of DNA-templated transcription; regulation of transcription by RNA polymerase II. The transcript has 6 exons. Gene Ontology annotation, molecular function: RNA polymerase II cis-regulatory region sequence-specific DNA binding; DNA-binding transcription factor activity, RNA polymerase II-specific. The record is from RefSeq and is a predicted model, not a curated record. NCBI's taxonomy places the organism in Eukaryota, Metazoa, Chordata, Mammalia, Chiroptera, Vespertilionidae.